This is a messenger RNA of Penicillium verrucosum, 282 nucleotides long. RefSeq lists its product as uncharacterized. NCBI's taxonomy places the organism in Eukaryota, Fungi, Ascomycota, Eurotiomycetes, Eurotiales, Aspergillaceae. The record is from RefSeq and is a predicted model, not a curated record. The transcript has a single exon. Bases 1 to 282 code for a protein of 93 amino acids.
AUGUUGAAGUCAAUUGGUCCAUUGCGCGGCAGGGGAAUUGCCGGAGGAUUGGCAGUGCCAGAAGGACCAGGCGUCUUUGGGAAGCCAAUAGGUCCUUUUGGCGCCAGAGGAAUUUUCGGAGCGGGGGCGGGGGCAUCCACCGUGUGGAACGGAAUGAGUCCAUUCCGCGGCAGAGGAGUGGCCGGGGCGGGGACGGGGGCAUCCACCGUGUGGAACGGAAUGAGUCCAUUCCGCGGCAGAGGAGUGGCCGGGGCGGGGGGCGCGCCAAGUCGAAGUCAAUGA